Messenger RNA from Ictidomys tridecemlineatus (thirteen-lined ground squirrel), 7241 nucleotides. NCBI's taxonomy places the organism in Eukaryota, Metazoa, Chordata, Mammalia, Rodentia, Sciuridae. The record is from RefSeq and is a predicted model, not a curated record.
GCCCUUGUGUCCCAGUCGGCUGGGCUCCGAGGCCACGGUCUAGCGCCCGGCAGAGGCGGGAAUCGUCUCCCGGUGUUUGGGUGUCGGUUUCUUUUUGUCUUGGUUCUUUGGCUUUCGUGUCUUACCUGCUGUGGCCAUCUUCGGUGUCCUCCAUGCCCUCCAAGGAGUACGUGGGCUCUCGGGUGGCAGACCAGAUCAUCAGAUGUUCAUUCAUCUGGCUCUUCAGAUGCACAUAUGGAUGCAUCUGGACCCUCAGAUAGUGAUAUGCCAAGUCGGACUCGGCCUAAGAGUCCAAGAAAACAUAAUUAUAGGAAUGAAAGUGCCCGUGAGAACCUUUGUGAUUCUCCUCAUCAGAAUCUCUCAAGACCUCUUCUAGAAAACAAACUUAAAGCAUUCAGCAUUGGAAAAAUGAGCACAGCUAAGCGAACUUUAAGUAAGAAGGAACAAGAGGAAUUAAAGAAAAAGGAGGAUGAAAAGGCAGCUGCAGAGAUCUAUGAGGAAUUUCUUGCUGCUUUUGAAGGAAGUGAUGGUAAUAAAGUGAAAACAUUUGUGCGAGGGGGUGUUGUUAAUGCAGCUAAAGAAGAACAUGAAACAGAUGAAAAAAGAGGUAAAAUCUAUAAGCCAUCUUCAAGAUUUGCAGAUCAAAAAAAUCCUCCAAAUCAGUCGUCCAAUGAAAGACCACCAUCUCUUCUUGUAAUAGAAACCAAAAAACCUCCACUGAAGAAAGGGGAGAAAGAAAAGAAAAAAAGCAACUUGGAACUUUUCAAAGAAGAAUUAAAACAAAUUCAAGAAGAGCGUGAUGAGAGGCAUAAAACAAAAGGCAGGUUAAGUCGAUUCGAGCCGCCUCAGUCCGAUUCUGAUGGUCAGCGUCGUUCUAUGGACGCGCCUUCCAGGAGAAAUCGAUCAUCUGGUGUUCUUGAUGAUUAUGCACCAGGCUCACAUGAUGUAGGCGAUCCGAGUACUACUAAUUUAUACCUUGGAAACAUUAAUCCACAGAUGAAUGAAGAAAUGCUGUGCCAAGAAUUUGGAAGAUUUGGACCAUUAGCUAGUGUGAAAAUUAUGUGGCCUAGAACUGAUGAAGAAAGAGCAAGAGAAAGAAAUUGUGGCUUUGUGGCCUUUAUGAAUAGAAGAGAUGCUGAAAGAGCUUUAAAAAAUUUAAAUGGAAAAAUGAUUAUGUCUUUUGAAAUGAAGUUAGGUUGGGGUAAAGCUGUACCUAUUCCUCCACAUCCAAUAUACAUUCCGCCUUCUAUGAUGGAACAUACACUUCCCCCACCUCCAUCCGGACUGCCUUUUAAUGCGCAGCCUAGAGAACGGUUAAAAAACCCCAAUGCUCCCAUGUUACCACCACCUAAAAACAAGGAGGAUUUUGAGAAGACUCUGUCGCAAGCCAUAGUCAAAGUGGUUAUCCCAACAGAAAGGAAUUUGCUCGCCCUGAUACAUCGAAUGAUAGAGUUUGUUGUACGUGAAGGGCCAAUGUUUGAAGCUAUGAUUAUGAACAGAGAAAUCAACAAUCCUAUGUUCAGGUUCUUAUUUGAAAACCAGACACCUGCCCAUGUUUACUACAGGUGGAAGCUUUAUUCCAUUCUGCAGGGAGAUUCUCCAACUAAAUGGCGGACAGAAGAUUUUCGUAUGUUCAAAAAUGGAUCUUUUUGGAGGCCACCACCAUUAAAUCCAUACCUUCAUGGAAUGUCAGAAGAACAAGAAACAGAAGCUUUUGUAGAGGAACCUAGUAAGAAGGGAGCACUCAAGGAAGAACAGAGGGACAAAUUAGAAGAAAUCUUACGGGGAUUAACUCCAAGAAAAAAUGAUAUUGGAGAUGCAAUGGUCUUCUGUCUUAAUAAUGCUGAAGCUGCUGAAGAAAUAGUGGAUUGCAUUACUGAAUCAUUGUCUAUCUUAAAGACACCUCUUCCUAAAAAGAUUGCCAGAUUAUAUUUGGUUUCUGAUGUUUUGUACAACUCUUCAGCCAAAGUUGCCAAUGCUUCAUAUUAUAGAAAAUUUUUUGAAACAAAGUUAUGUCAGAUAUUUUCAGACCUCAAUGCUACCUAUCGUACAAUUCAAGGCCAUUUGCAGUCUGAAAACUUUAAGCAACGGGUAAUGACCUGCUUCAGAGCAUGGGAAGAUUGGGCAAUUUAUCCAGAACCAUUUUUGAUCAAACUACAGAAUAUUUUCUUAGGACUUGUAAAUAUUAUUGAAGAAAAGGAAACUGAGGAUGUACCAGAUGAUCUUGAUGGUGCUCCCAUUGAAGAAGAGCUUGAUGGUGCACCUCUAGAAGAUGUGGAUGGAAUUCCCAUUGAUGCUACUCCCAUUGAUGAUCUUGAUGGAGUUCCUAUAAAAAGUCUUGAUGAUGAUCUGGAUGGAGUGCCUUUGGAUGCAACUGAAGACUCAAAGAAGAAUGAGCCUAUAUUUAAAGUUGCCCCGUCAAAAUGGGAAGCUGUAGAUGAAUCUGAAUUGGAAGCACAAGCUGUAACAACUUCUAAGUGGGAGUUAUUUGACCAGCAUGAAGAAUCAGAAGAAGAAGAAAAUCAAAAUCAAGAAGAAGAAAGUGAAGAUGAAGAUGAUACCCAAAGUUCCAAAUCUGAAGAGCAUCACUUGUACUCUAAUCCAAUCAAAGAAGAAAUGACCGAGUCCAAAUUCUCUAAAUACUCUGAAAUGAGUGAGGAAAAACGAGCUAAGCUUCGUGAGAUUGAGCUCAAAGUUAUGAAGUUUCAGGAUGAAUUAGAGUCUGGAAAAAGACCUAAAAAACCAGGCCAAAGUUUCCAAGAGCAAGUAGAACACUACAGAGAUAAACUUCUUCAACGAGAGAAAGAGAAAGAAUUAGAAAGAGAACGAGAAAGAGAUAAGAAGGAUAAAGAAAAGUUGGAAUCUAGAUCCAAAGACAAGAAGGAAAAAGAUGAGUGUACUCCAACAAGGAAAGAAAGGAAAAGGCGACAUAGUACAUCCCCCAGCCCAUCUCGCAGUAGCAGUGGUAGACGAGUGAAAUCCCCAUCACCAAAAUCGGAGCGGUCAGAGCGUUCAGAAAGAUCUCAUAAAGAAAGCUCCCGGUCCAGGUCAUCUCACAAAGAUUCUCCUAGGGAUGUUAGCAAAAAAGCCAAAAGAUCACCAUCUGGGUCAAGGACACCUAAAAGGUCUAGGCGAUCACGAUCUAGAUCCCCUAAAAAAUCAGGGAAGAAAUCCAGAUCCCAGUCCCGAUCUCCACACAGGUCUCAUAAAAAGUCAAAGAAAAACAAACACUGACAUAUGUUUUUAAGAUGCUGUCACUUAUUGGAAAUGCGAUUUUGUUUUGUGCCUGAAUGGUCUGUUUUUUAAAAAAACAAAACAAAAAAAAUCAAAUGAAAGAGCAUUCCUGGGUUUUUUUUGUUUGUUUGUGAAUGCAUGUGUAAACUCAUGAGUAACUGCAUCUGUAGACCUGUCAUUGUUUUAUAUUGUAUAAAUUACUUUCAUUGUGGCUGUUUCUGAAGAUGAAAUUUUUAUUGUGCUAAUGAAUUUCAUCAGAAAUGUGUAUAAUGGAUCUGCUGGCAGUAGUAGUAUUUUGUUUUAGGAUGUUGUGACUUAGCAAAAAUAAUACAGAUGUCUUCCCCCCUUUUGUAGCUUUGACAAUUUGAAUUAGAUUUCAAAUAAAAUCUGAACAGAAAACUAUAAUGUUGUUUUUUUGCCCAGUUGGUGAUAUCAAGUCCCUUGAAUUACUACAAAGUGAAUUUGGCAUUAAUGUUGUGUUUCUUAUACCCUUUAAUGCACUUUACAAGUUCCAGUGUUCAAGUAGCUGAAGUUUUAUAUUUACUAAGAUGAAUAUCAAAAUUAAGGGACCUGAAACUACUAUUGGUAGGUUUGCUGACUAGUUUUCUUCAGUAAGGUUCUCUUGGAUAAUUCCAAUACCCAGAGAAUGGAAUGCUUGACUUAAACAUUUUUCUUUUUUCAAAGAAGCAAUAUUAUUUCAAUACACUCAACCCAUGUCUUGAGCAACUACUUAUUUUUAGGGGAAAAUGAAAUCUCUUGAUUUUUGUCUUCUAUUAUGGAAAAAGUUUAUUUAUAAAAGAAAUUUUCUAACAAGAUUUGAUCAUAGAAUUCUUUCGUAUGAUAGUUGCCCUUUUAUAAUUUUCUGUGAGCUGUCUUUCAAACACCGGUAUCAGAAUAAUUCUAUAAAUUUAUGUUUAAAACAUCUUAAUUUUUAAAAAGAAAGUUUGGCUUUAGGUGUAGUUCUAAGUAAAAUUUAAAAAUACAAUGGUUUUCAGGAAAUUUAACAUCCAAUGGUUUGUAAAUCCAAGGUGCAAAAACCAUUCUCAGAGUUAAAAUCUAUUAUAAAUGAGAAUAAAAUCCCUGUAGUCUGAGAAGAAAAAAACUUGUGUAGUGUUGACCAUAAUGUUACUAUAAAUAUAAUGUAAUAAAGGGUUACAUAGACUUGAACUGACACUAUUAUUUGUCAAUCUUGCUUUCAGUUUUUCAUUAAGGCAUUUUACAUAGUGGUUUGAUGUUUUUUUUUUUCUCUUUAGCAGAGAAAGUAGAAAGCUAUUAUAAUAAUGGAUUGUUUUGAUUUCCCUUGCUUAUAAAAAAAAAAUCUUUUCAACUUUGUGCUUAGUCUUGCCUUGUCAAAAAAUAAGAUACUUUGUGUCCAUGUUUUGGGAAGAAACUUGUUAGUUGAGCAGUGAGGCAUACUAUGUCCAAACUGGGCAAAUCUACAAGAGCUUUGGAAAUGAGCCAAUCUAUCAGGUUAUUUUAUAUACUGGUCUUAGCAUGCAAGUAUUACUUGGAAGUUAUUUCCUUAUUGUUCACUCUUUUUUGUUUAUCCAUUUUGUUAGGAUAGUUAAUUUCUAAAAGUUGUUCAGAAUAAUUAAUGUGAACAUUUGGUGCUGGUAUUUAAAAACCUAUAAAUGUCAUUAUUUUAAAGUAACCAUUUAUUCCCCCAAUCGUUGCCUGGAAGAAUGUAAUUUUUAUAUAAUCCACCUUUCUUUGCAAAAACAUUACUAGUGUUGAAUUGCUGGUGAUUUUGGCAUUCCCCAUUCACUGUUAUCUUGUAUAGGCUUAGAAAUGGUCAUGGUAUCAUAUUUUCAGUUAAGUUGCAAGGGAUGCUUAUUUUCCUCUUGCUCUAAAAGCAAAAACAAAAACAAAACAAACCCUGGAAGAGGGAGGAGUGAGUAGUGGUUUGGGGUGCUUAUUGGUAAUUUUUCCUACUGCAAAGGAAUUCAGCAGUUUUCUUUAUAUACAUCUCGAUAAAAUUAUUGUAGUUUGUCUUUGCAGUGGAUAAAACUGGCUUACUUUUGGUUAAGGGGGAUUGCUUAGGCCUAGUAGAAUGUAUUUGGUGAAAUUUGUUAAUGUGUUUAUUGGAUUUUGUUUUCUUAAAUUGCAAAUAGUAAGAUAGGUUAGUUCCAAUUUUACUUUAUAAAGAAAUAUCUAGAGUAAGCUUGUUAAAUUCCCUGUAAAUUCUGUGAAAGUUGAAUAGGAUCAGAAGUUGGUGAAUUGUGGGAGGAAGAUAGGUAUCCUACCAUAUUUUUAUAAUAUCAGUUUUAUAAUAUCAAUUUGGAACUACAGAACAUUAGUGCAUAGCCAAAUGUCUCUAGGUUGACUGAAAUGUGCAUUGACUACUUUCUUCUAGUUGUAGGAAAGACCAUGUUCCAGCUAUGUAACAGUCACUGUCCUCUGCCACAACUACACACAAGAGGAAAUCCUCUAUUGUCUAUCUUUACAAAGGGCAUCAUUUAAAUUCUUUACCCUCAAAUCUACCAUUUAUACACAGUGAUUUCUUACCAGGUUAACAUCAUGUAACUCUCCUCUCUUCUCCCAGGUGAAAGAAAGGAAAUAAGUGUUGGUCUCUCUCUUUCUGGAAAGAGACCAGUGAUUGAAAAGGAUCAUGUUGGUGAAUCUUUUCUUGACAUGUUUAUAUUCUUUGUUAUAUUAGUAAACAUGGAAAUUUAUGAACUUUAACAUCUUGAAAAGUUAGAGACUAAAGAAUUAACAUAACAAAAAUCUCUGAUACAAAAGAAUGCUCUUUAUUUGGCUCAGAAUAGUCUUGACCUUUUUGCUAAAGUUUGCAGAAAUUACUUUACACUGACCCAAUUUUUCUUUACUAUAGACCAUUCCUAGGAACUUACCCAGAAUCUUUUAUCCCAAUUAAUGAAUCUUGGGGGAAAUGCUGUGACUUAUGUGUGAAACUUUAAUAAUAUUCUUGAUCACUUGAAAAUAUUUUGAAGAAAUUUUGAUCAAAUUUAGGUUUAUUAGAAAUAUUUUGUAUACAUUUACCUUCUUGGUGAUAUAAGUUCUGAAAAAUUACAUGAUCAUGAUAAUAGUUUUAUCAUUAUUAAAAAUAAGAGCAAAUAAAUAUAUUGCCAAAGUGACUUAAACUAGUCUGAUGACCACAACGGUGUGAUUUCUUUAGCAAAGUUGUUUUUAAAAAUAUAGUACCACGUUUCUGAGAUUGUGUAUUUAAAAAACAAAACAAAACAAAACUUUUUUUCUCUUCAGUGACAUUUUAAUGGAAAAGUUAAUUAUGAAAUUCAGUGCAGAUACUAGUGAAGACACUAAAUUUAAAGGAAAAUAUUCCUGUAAAAACUCAAAUUUUACAAAGUGCUUGGUUUCUUUUCACAUGUAUGUUUUGGAAUAGAUUUUAGAGAGUGUUUCUCAUCCUUUUGACUCUUCUUCUUUUAUCAUCUACUUGUUCGGAUUUAAGUAAAACAAGUUCGGAUUUAAGUAAAACAAGUAAAACCCCUAGGAGCAGUGUGGUGGUGACAGACGGAAGGGUUGGGAGUAUACUGCUGUGCAGAGUGAGCCUGCUCCACUGUUGAGAAUCAGUGCCUCCAUGUUCCUCCAGUACCACCUCAUGGAACCUCAGUGUAAAUGGAUUAUGUGUAUAGUUGGUCAUUUGUAUAGUUUUUCAGAUCUAUAGAUUCAAUACCCUCAAUUGUUUUUACAUGUAAUUGUGCUUAGAGUAUUUGUGUUUUAUCCUUUCACUUUAACAGGCUUUUGAAUGUUAUGUAUCUGGUGAUUUGAAAUAAUAGAAAAGACAGUUUUUCAGAAAUAAGCAUAAUAUAGUUGAAGUCAGCUCUGCUGAAAUAUUCUACAGCAACUGAAUUUGGUUACCCUUGACUUAAGGGUUAGGAUUGUUGUGGCACUGCUUUCCAGAUCAGACUGUCACUUUAUAGUUUUUCUACAUAAAGAUUAUAUAGUUGCUAACAAAGGUUGUGAAAUUUCCCUUUUGUUGUUGUUUUCUGAAUUUUAAUUAUUUUAAUAAAAUACGUUGUUUUCAUAGUAAA